Protobothrops mucrosquamatus (brown spotted pit viper) is the source of this 2519-nucleotide messenger RNA. RefSeq names its product FKBP prolyl isomerase 5 (gene FKBP5). Bases 80 to 1450 code for a protein of 456 amino acids. The record is from RefSeq and is a predicted model, not a curated record. The transcript has 11 exons. Gene Ontology annotation, molecular function: protein binding; peptidyl-prolyl cis-trans isomerase activity. Lineage: Eukaryota; Metazoa; Chordata; Lepidosauria; Squamata; Viperidae.
GGUUGGGUAACGCGGCGGUGGUGGCGGUGGAGCCGGAGCGGACGGCGGCAAGGGCAGGCUCUGCCUGUGAAAUGAGACCAUGACAACUGAUGAGGCUACAAAGAAGGAAGGCGAGGUCCAAGCAGCAACUCUUGCUGAACAAGGUGAAGAUAUAACACCAAAUAAAGAUCGAGGAGUUCUGAAGAUUGUGAAGAAACCAGGAAAUAAGGAUGAAUCUCCUAUGAUUGGAGACAAAGUUUAUGUCCAUUACAAAGGAAAGCUGGCCAAUGGAAAAAAGUUUGAUUCCAGCCGUGACAGGAAUGAGCCAUUUAUCUUCAGCCUGGGCAAAGGUCAGGUUAUCAAAGCAUGGGAUAUUGGGGUCGCCACCAUGAAAAGAGGAGAGAUCUGCCACUUGCUAUGUAGGCCAGAAUAUGCAUAUGGCUCUGCUGGUAGUGUACCAAAGAUCCCCUCAAAUGCAACCCUCUUUUUUGAGAUUGAACUGCUUGAUUUCAAAGGGGAGGAUUUAUUUGAUAAUGGAGGCAUCAUUCGUAGAAUCAAGCAGAAAGGUGAAGGAUAUUCUAACCCCAAUGAAGGAGCAGCAGUUCAGAUCCACUUGAAAGGGUUUUGCGAUGGCAGAAUGUUUGAUUGUAGAGAUGUAGCAUUCACUGUUGGAGAAGGGGAAGACCAUGACAUUCCCAUUGGAAUUGACAAAGCUCUGGAGAAGAUGCAAAGGGGAGAACACUGUAUCUUGCAUAUAGGAACACAAUAUGGGUUUGGUGAAGCUGGAAAGCCUGUAUUUGGCAUAGAACCAAAUGCUGAUCUUGUGUAUGAAGUUACAUUGAAAAGCUUUGAAAAGGCCAAAGAAUCCUGGGAGAUGGACACCAAAGAGAAGCUAGAACAGGCUGCCAUUGUCAAAGAAAAAGGGACUGUGUAUUUUAAGGAAGGCAAGUACUUGCAAGCAGUAAUUCAGUAUGGAAAGAUUGUAUCCUGGUUAGAAAUGGAAUAUGGCUUAUCAGAAAGGGAAUCUAAAGCUUCAGAAUCUUUAUUGUUGGCAGCCUUCCUCAACCUUGCUAUGUGCUACUUAAAGCUACGGGAAUACACUAAAGCAAUUGAGUACUGCAAUAAGGCAUUAGCACUGGACCAAGCCAAUGAAAAGGGCUUGUACCGAAGAGGAGAGGCAAGACUGCUUAUGAAUGAAUUUGAGUUGGCAAAAUGUGACUUUCAGAGAGUGCUAGAAGUGAAUCCACAGAAUAAGGCAGCCAAGUCACAAAUUUCCAUGUGUCAGAAGAAGACAAAGGAGCACAAUGAACGGGACCGAAAGAUAUAUGCCAACAUGUUCAAGAAAUUUGCAGAGAGAGAUGCAAAGGAGGAGGCCAGUAAAACUACAGAAGAGAAGGAGGAAACGCCAUCUUCAGAAAUUGAGCUUAAGAAGACAGUGACUGAAGGCAGUGACUCAGAGGGCCAUGUAUGACUGUGCAGCAGAAGGACAAUCCUGAAUUUAGCCUGCACCCAGACAGGUUUCUGAAGAACUCAGAAAUUCUACAGUGUUUAAUGUAAAGUUUGUUUCAAUAGGCAUUAUUGUGGAAGCAAAAGCCUAUCCAGAAGCUUCACAAGAAAUGAUAAAAUUACUGCCACUGCUGUGAACCAUGCUCAGCAGUGCACCAUAAACCGAGGACAGCAAGGGACCACAUCAAGUGGAACAAAUGGUUCAGCAACAAAUACCCACAAUGGUUCUUGAUUAUAGAUGGCUAGACAGUGACCAGGAUAGGGCCCUAUGGUGAUAGAAUACAAGAGCUGUCAGUUGUAUAGAUUUGGCAUUGCAUUUGGUUGUAUUUACGGUAGCACUACAUGGGUUUAUUCUGUAUGUCAGAAAGAAAGGCCCAAGUGCUGCCAAUUCAAGGUACCACUCUCAUGUUAGUAGAGUCAAGUGGAAAACAGUUUUAAAAGUCAGACUCCUGGGAUUUUAUUCUCUCUGUCUUGUAGUUCCAAUGGGUUUCUGUAGCACAAUAGUUUCUCAGGGAACUGAGUAGUCCAAAUCGUGCUAUUAUUGUGGUUCUUGUUAUUAAAUGAUUGCUUGCUGGCAAGGUCGCCAGUCUGUUGAUAACCGAGUAUAGCAGAAAUGCCAGCUUCUGGGCAUGAGCAUUUCCCCACCUCUCAUUCCCCACUGGGCUGUAAUAUAAUCAGCACCAAACAGCGCUGAUUAGCUGCUGCAGGAGGAGGGAAAGGAAUCUGGACUGAACCAGGCCAUUUUUCCCCCCUCUCCAGGAUCAGUUGGGUGUGGACAUAGGGAUGCUCAAGGACAGAAGCCUUUUUCGUUUUUACGCAUUUUUCUUGCAGUGUGGGUCAAACGUAUGCAGUAAUCAACUUGAAUUAUGUGUUGAGACCUAUUGAAUGCAUUGCUCAAGUUUAUAGCAUGAUAGCAAUCAGGAUAUUUUUUUAAAAAAAAAAGAAAAGAAAAACAUUUUCUUUCAAAAAAAAAUCAUUAUGAUUAGUUUCAUCAGUAAUACGGUGGCAAGUUUUGCAACAUUAAAAACACUUUU